This is a messenger RNA of Mugil cephalus (flathead mullet), 1644 nucleotides long. Its product is annotated as transmembrane protein 106B-like. The transcript has 8 exons. Lineage: Eukaryota; Metazoa; Chordata; Actinopteri; Mugiliformes; Mugilidae. The record is from RefSeq and is a predicted model, not a curated record. The coding region runs from base 172 to 945 and encodes 257 amino acids.
GCGUUGUAUGUAGCGCCUGCACCGCUGGAUGUGUCGCUCACCACAAAAACAUUCGGAGCAGAGGCGUCUUCUUCAGCUCGGACUUUGCACCCUGAGCGCCGCUGGAAAAUGACGACGCUGACCGCUUCUUGAAGGAACAGAACAAACAAACAGAGGUUCUCCCGCUGAGAUAUGGGGUCUGUUGCGGGCAAGCGCUACGGCCUCAUUAGGGGGUUGAGUUCCCAGAACGGUGGGAGUGGACAAGACGGCGACUGCGAGCAUAUUAUCGAAAGUGAUGACAAUAGGAAGCAAGGGCCCAGCGUGGUCGACAGCUCAGGAGACUCUGUGAACUGUCCCACCUGCCAGGGCACCGGACGCAUACCCAGAGGUCAGGAAGGAAAGCUGGUGGCCGUCAUCCCCUGCAAUGACCAGCGGCUGAAACCAAGGCACACGAAGCUCUAUGUUGCUUUGUCCGUCGGCCUUUGCCUCCUGACCAGCGCCCUGGUGUUGUUCUUCCUGUUCCCGCGCUCCGUCCUCCUGUCUCCCGUAGCUGUCCAGUCGUCCUUUGUUUACUUCCACAACACAAGCGUCGAAAUUAACAUCAUGAACGUGUUGAACAUUACCAACGACAACUUCGUCGAGGUGAAGGCCUACAAUCUGACAGUGCAGGCCCUCAACUAUAACUCCGUCGUGGGAUCGACCACCGUCAAAGAUGUCGCCUCCAUCAAAGCUUUGUCGGUGCAUACGUUGAAAUAUGUGAUCCCCAUCAACGUGACGGAUCCUGCCAUGAGUGACUACUGCAAGAAAGCCACGAUACCUGUCCACAUCCUGUUCCUGCACCUACAAAUGUCCAUGACCGUCUACUACCUGGCCCACUACGAGCAGCUCUCCCUGGAGACGUUCGAAUACAUAGACUGCGGGAGAAACAGCACCAAACCACACAACGUUCAGCCUCCGCCCACCUGACGGACGGACGGACGGACGGAUGGCGGAGGAGCAAACGAAGAAAUACGACGGACACUGUUUGUGUGGUGGAAUAGUUUGACCCUUGUUUUACUGAAUGUUGAAUGAGAUGACGGGUGGCUGAAGACAUCUGCAAAGGGAAGAUGAAUCAGUAGGUCUAGGAGUGUUUUUAGAUUUGGUGAUGUAAUCCGCCGAGACUGUCUUUUUAAAUGCUCUGGAUUUUAUAAUAAUUUGAAUCAUGUGACCAACCGUUGUAACAUAUGCAUGGCUUCAUGUGAGUACAGGGAGUUUACACUGAUACGUAAUCCACAGUGUCUUUUGUUUGUAUUGCCUAAAAAUACAAAUCUACUUUAGUACGUACUGUAUAUAAGAAAUAUCCUUUUUGGCAGCCAGUGGCUUGCUUUUUGAGAGGGCGUUUUUAAUUUUUGCUGCCACCGAAUGUUCUCCUAUGGUGUGAACUGAGUGGUAUUUAUGUAGUUGCACUUUGCAAUCUGACCACUGGAGGUCACUUGAUCCAGUAUACUGUGCCUUUAAGUGUAUCACAAAGACUCUGUGGCCUAGAUUAUUAUUGUACUAAAUACUUACUGUAUGGCUAUGCUGUGAUUCUAAAUUUGUAACCUUCUAGAGGAUACGUGGGUGUAGUUGUGUAUCAUAUACUGUUUGUCUUUGUGCCACAACAUAAACUAAACCUGUACAAAAUGA